Molecule: messenger RNA, 1158 nt
Organism: Pestalotiopsis fici W106-1
Lineage: Eukaryota; Fungi; Ascomycota; Sordariomycetes; Amphisphaeriales; Sporocadaceae
Exons: 1
Coding region: 1-1158 (385 amino acids)
Source: RefSeq, a predicted model, not a curated record
AUGCUCAUAAGCGGGAACACAACAGUUCCCGACCGAGUUUUAGACGUGGGAACUACUGAUCAGCCUCGCCUGAGGCUGCUCGAAAAUUGUAACGAUCUACAGGGAGAUUACAUUGCGCUCAGCUACUGUUGGGGAACCCAGGGCCAAGUUUUUACGGUCCGAGACAACUUGGAGAAAUUCAAGAUUGAGAUCAUCGAAUCAGGCUUGCCCACCACAGUCAGAGACGCUAUCACGAUUACGCGGGCCCUACAGAUCCCGUUCCUCUGGAUUGAUGCACUUUGCAUCAUUCAACUGGACGAGACAGACUGGAAAAUUCAGAGCGCAAAAAUGCAGGAAGUGUAUGGCCAGUCAUAUCUGACUCUCUGCGCGUCUAACGCUAGCAGUGUGCACGAUGGCGUCUUUCAUCCCCGUUGCAAUACCACCCUGGAAGUCGACAGUAUCUUCGAGGACUUGGCUCAACGGUCGGUGUACAUCAUUCUAGAUGUGGGCAAACCUUCAUCUCUUCAAUAUGUCACAGACCUCACGCCGCUUGGGGCCCGCGGACGGUGUCUCCAGGAGCGACUCUUACCGUGCAGAAAAGUCUACCUCCACCACCAGCAAAUGGUGUGGGAGUGUUCUGAGCGUUUCUUCUUCGAAAGUGGCAUCCGAACAGGAAUUACGGCUACUAUAUCAUUGGAUAUGCCGAUCGUAAAGAGAGGUCUAAACAAUGAGCUGAACCGUGUGAAGUGGGAACAACUUGUGCAGUCGAACACAGCCUGUCAACUGACCCACAUGACUGAUCGGCUUCCAGCAAUCGCUGGAAUUGCUAAACAUUUCGCGACAAGCCUGGCAGCUCGGGCAUAUUCACUUGCAAGCGAAGAGGUGGCGGACACUGGUACAGCAGACGAAGCCGACGAAGCUGACGAUGAGGACUAUGGUUCAUUUUUUGACAUGGCCGAGAAGAUCGAGAAAGAAACCAUUGGCAGUACUGAAUAUGUUGCAGGUCAUUGGAAGGGCACUUUAGUCCCAAGUCUUCUCUGGAGGGUACUUGGCUCUAAGCAACUAGUUCCUUCAUCGGGAUACGGAGCGCCCUCGUGGUCUUGGGCACCUGCGCCAGGUCAAGUCAAAUCAGAGAGGAAUGCAAUGAACACGACAAUCUGCAAAUGUGGAACAAUAUGA